Messenger RNA from Leptosomus discolor (cuckoo roller), 1945 nucleotides. The record is from RefSeq and is a predicted model, not a curated record. Lineage: Eukaryota; Metazoa; Chordata; Aves; Leptosomiformes; Leptosomidae.
AUGCAUGUAAGAGAGGUGGAGCAAUCAGAUGGAAAGGAGAUCGAAGAUUAUCAGCGUCUGAUGACGGUGGCGGAGGGGAUCACGACGCUGCUGUUCCCCUUUCAGUGGCAGCACGUGUAUGUCCCCAUCCUUCCUGCCUCUCUCCUGCAUUUUCUGGAUGCUCCCGUUCCAUACCUGAUGGGACUGCAGUCCAAGGAGGGAACCGACCGCUCCAAGCUGGAGCUGCCUCAGGAGGCAAACUUGUGCUUUGUAGACAUCGAUAACCAUUUCAUCGAACUGCCAGAGGAAUUCCCCCAGUUCCCCAACAAGCUGGAGUUUAUCCAGGAAAUCUCUGAGGUUCUCCUGCAGUUUGGGAUCCCGCCAGAGGGUAACCUGCACUGCAGCGACAGCGCCACCAAACUCAAGAACCUGGUUCUUAGUGACUUGGUGAACGACAAGAAGAACGGGAACAUCUCCAGCAAUGCCCUCAACAUGUAUGAGCUGCUGAAAGGCAACGAGACGAUCGCCCGCCUGCAAGCCCUUGCCAAAAGAACGGGCGUGACGAUGGAAAAAAUGGCCAUCACGGCUCCCCUCGCGGAGAAGGAGAAGGAUGGGAAAUUGCCAUGUGAGGACGUGGAGCUGAGGGACUACAAACUGAAUGUGCAGCUUCGCGAGGUUUUCGCCAACCGCUUCACACAGAUGUUUGCAGACUACGAGGCUUUCGUCAUUCAGGCUGCCCCCGAUAUGGAGUCGUGGCUGACAAACAGGGAACAAAUGCAAAACUUUGACAAAGCUUCCUUCCUUUCGGACCAACCUGAGCCUUACCUCCCAUUCCUUUCACACUUCAUCGAAACACAGAUGUUUGCAACCUUCAUAGACAAUAAGAUAAUCUCCCAGUGGGAAGAGAAGGACCCUUUUCUGCGAGUUUUUGACUCCCGAAUUGAGAAAAUAAGGCUAUAUAAUGUAAGGGCCCCUGCACUGCGGACAUCCAACUAUCAGAAAUGCAGCACUUUGAAAGAAGCAGCCCAAUCCAUCGAGCAGCGGCUGAUGAAGAUCGAUCACACAGCUAUCCACCCGCACUUACUUGAUAUGAAGAUCGGCCAAGGGAAAUACGAACAAGGAUUUUUCCCAAAGUUGCAAUCGGAUGUCUUGGCAACGGGACCCACCAAUAACAACCGCUGGGCCAGUCGCAGCACCACCGCGCAGCGGAGGAAAGACCGCCUGCGGCAGCACUCGGAGCACAUCGGGCUGGACAACGAUUUGAGGGAGAAAUACAUGCAGGAGGCGAGGAGUUUAGGAAAAAAUUUAAGGCAGCCCAAACUCUCAGACCUCUCUCCAGCUGUGAUUGCGCAGACCAACUGGAAAUUUGUGGAAGGGCUGCUGAAGGAAUGUCGCAUGAAGACUAAACGCAUGUUGGUAGAGAAGAUGGGCCAUGAAGCAGUGGAGCUGGGACAUGGAGAAGCCAACAUAACCGGUCUGGAGGAGAAUACGUUGAUUGCUAGUCUCUGUGAUCUGCUAGAAAGAAUCUGGAGCCAUGGUCUGCAGGUGAAGCAGGGGAAAUCUGCUUUGUGGUCCCAUUUACUUCAGUACCAGGAGAGAGAAGAGAAGCAAGAGCAUAGUGCAGAGUCCCCAGUUGCUGUUGGAACGGAAAGAAGAAAGUCUGAUACAGGAAUUACUCUGCCUACUUUGAGGGUUUCCCUGAUACAAGAUAUGAGGCAUGUUCAGAACAUGAGUGAGAUAAAGACGGAUGUGGGGCGAGCCCGAGCCUGGAUAAGGCUUUCUCUGGAGAAGAAGCUUUUGUCUCAGCACCUGAAGCAGCUACUUUCCAACCAGGCACUUGCCAAGAAACUUUACAAGCGUUACGCUUUCCUGCGCUGUGAAGAAGAACGGGAACAGUUUCUGUAUCACCUGCUCUCACUCAAUGCUGUGGAUUACUUCUGCUUCACAAGCGUCUUCACCACAAUCA